Salvia splendens (bonfire salvia) is the source of this 3613-nucleotide messenger RNA. RefSeq names its product transmembrane 9 superfamily member 7. The transcript has 10 exons. Gene Ontology annotation, biological process: protein localization to membrane. Lineage: Eukaryota; Viridiplantae; Streptophyta; Magnoliopsida; Lamiales; Lamiaceae. The coding region runs from base 1474 to 3498 and encodes 674 amino acids. The record is from RefSeq and is a predicted model, not a curated record. Gene Ontology annotation, cellular component: membrane.
AAGUAACUUGGGACGCCCAAAAAGGAAAUAAGUGCGAGUAGUGCGGGACGGAGGAAGUACAAGUUAUACAUGUGGGCCCACCAAUUAAUUAAAGAAUAAAGUUGUUGAGGGUUUUGAGGAAAGGAGGCGUGACUUUUACUUGGAAAGGAGGAAAUCAAAAAUAUAAAAGAGGGGAGCAGCCACUUUUGAAUGGGGACGCCGAUUUUAAGAGAGAAAACUGCAGAGAGAAAUACAUAGUCCAUUGAACAAUUGAGUGGAGAGAUUCUGGAGGAAGAAAGGAGAAAAUUCCUGCUAUCAUCUACUCCAAAUUUACUCCAUGAUUUCUAGGGUUUUAUCUCCAUUUAUCAUUGUUUUUGGUUUAAUUAUGUUAGGCUAAGAAUCUUGUGUUACUCCAAACACGUAGUAUGACAUUUUGAUUUCGUGAUUUAUUCUAUGCUCGUUUUUAUCUCAUGUUCGUUAUUACUACUUAUUUAAUUGAAUGAAUUUAUUACUUUAGGUGCAUCUUUAGUGAUAAUUCUAUAGUUUUGAUUUAAUGCCUCUUUAGCUUGAAUUGAGAUGGAUUGUGGUGGUAAUGAAUUAUCAAUUGGAAUUGUUUAGAUGACAGCUUGAUAAUGGAUUUUGAUCUUAAUUGCAAUUUUACUUUGAAUCUCGCGCUUCCGUAGGGUUCUUAGGAUUAUUGAAUUUGGUUUAAAGAGUAAGUGUUUAGCUAUUCUUUGACUAGUUGAUGUUUAGCAUGUUUAGUGCUUGCAUGUUUAUUUAUUUUAAAUUGUCCCGAAUGUAUGAGAUAGAAUUGAAUGCAUAGGAUAAAUCCGUGUCUUGUCAGCAAGUGUUUGGAGUAACAAUUGUCUCACUUGUGUUAAUUUGAAUUAAACUUUAUUUUUCAUUAUUUCAGAAAACAAACUUAAAACAAAAACCUUCAUUUUUUCUAUUUUUUUUAUUUGGAGUUAAACGAACUUACCUUCCAUGUGGAUCGACACCUUAAAUUACUACACACGAAGUUGUACUCUUGCAGUGAAGUGGUAAUAUUAGGAAUAAUUUUGUGAACUUGAGUGCACAUCUAUUCUGAUUUAAAAAGACCUAAAAUUACACCUCAACCGUACUUCUGUUUAUACAGUUACUAUCUAGCACUACUUCCUUUCCUUAUUUUCUCUUUUUAUUGCAUUGUUGUCAAUAUUUUCUGACUGGAGCUUGGGAAUUUAUUUAGUUCCAUUUGAGAGGGGAGCAAUCCUGCACAGUGACUUGCAGAAUUGUCCUAAGUGCUCAAGACACGAAGGAUUUUAAGCAAAAAAUUGAUGACGAGUACAGAGCAUACAUGAUUCUACACGACCUUCCUGUAGUUGUACGUAGGCAAAAUCUAGAUGGAAGUCGAUCAACUGUCUAUCAGCAGGGUUUUGAAGUUGGAUUCAAGGCAUUCUACGCAGGACUGAUGAAGUGUAUUCAUAUUAUAUUACUUAUCACUUAAGUUUCAAAGUGAUGUAUCAUAGAGAUGAAGAAGCUAAUUCUGCUAGAAUUGUGGGGUUUGAAGUUACUCCUAAAAGCAUUAAGCACGAGAUCCAGUGGGAUUAUACUAAUAGAUUGAACGUGUCGACAAGCAACAACAGCACCAGAUACAUGUUUGAAGAGGGCGGUGUUUCUCUACAGGAAGUUUAUGCAGGCGCAGAUAUCAUAUUUUCAUAUGAUGUUGUCUACAAGGGUGAUGAACUUCAAGUGAAAGUGAACAAGCUGUUCUCUGCAAAGACACUACUUCCAUAUGACUAUUACUACUUGAAAAACUGCAGGCCGCCGACAAUCAGAGAUGCUGCUCAAAACUUUGGACAAGUUCUUCGUGGUGACCGUACUUCUGUUUAUACAUUCCAUAUGAGAGAGGAGCAAUCCUGCACAGUGACUUGCAGAAUUGUCCUAAGUGCUCAAGAUGCGAAGGAUUUUAAGGAAAAAAUUGAUGACGAUUACCGAGCAUAUAUGAUUCUAGACGACCUUCCUGUAGUUGUACGUAGGAAAAGUCUAGAUGGAAGUCGAUCAACUGUCUACCAGCAUGGUUUUGAAGUUGGAUUCAAGGCAUUAUACGCAGGGACUGAUGAAGUGUAUUCAUAUUAUAUCACUAAUCACUUAAGUUUCAAAGUGAUGUAUCAUAGAGGUGAAGAAGCUAAUUCUGCUAGAAUUGUGGGGUUUGAAGUUACUCCUAACAGCAUUAAGCACGAGGUCCAGUGGGAUUAUACUAAUAGAUUGAAUGUGUCGACAUGCAACAACAGCACCAGAUAUUUGUUUGAAGAGGGUGGUGUUUCUCUACAGGAAGUUUAUGCAGGCGCAGAUAUCAUAUUUUCAUAUGAUGUUGUCUACAAGGAGAGUGAGAUCGAGUGGGCAUCAAGGUGGGAUGCCUACCUCUUGAUCAAUGAUGGACAAAUCCACUGGUUCUCAAUUGCCAACUCCUUGUUGAUCAUGCUCUUCUUCUGUGGCACGGUGGCAACGAUCAUGAUACGGACUCUGCGCAAGGGCAUUGCAAGCUAUGAUCAACUGGAAAGCAAAGACGAAGCUCAUGAAGAAAUGGGGUGGAAGCUGCUCCAUGGAGAUGUUUUCAGACCUCCUUUGAAUUUGGAAGUGGUUUGUGCUUGUGCAGGAUCCGGACUUCAGAUGCUUGGGACGACGCUAGCAACAAUGAUCUUUGCGUUGCUAGGCUGCUUCUCCUAUUUCAACCAUGGAUGGCUCAUGACUGCCAUGGUUUUGCUAUGGCUUCUCAUGAGCUUCUUUGGUGGCUAUUCCUCUGCCCGUCUCCAAAAAAUGUUCAAGACCACAGACUGGAAGAGGAGUGGCUUGAAAACAGCGCUCCUCCUCCCCGGUAUUGUUCUCUCAGUGUUCUUUGCAGUGAGAACUCUCAUUUGGGGUGAAAUGUUAUCUUCGGGCAUACCCUUUGGAACAGUGCUUGCACUUUCGAUCCUGUGGUUUGGAGUUUCAGGUCCAUUAGUGUUUCUUGGUGGCUAUUUUGGUAACAGAAAGACUUCCAUUGAAGCUCUGGUGGAAACAUGUAAGAUCCCAAGAAAGAUUCCUAAACAGCGAUGGUACCUCAGACCUAUCUUUUCUAUACUAAUGGCAGGCAUUCUUCCGUUUGUAUCGGUUCUCAUUGAGGCUCGAUUCAUCCAGACGUACCUAUUGAUGAACCAGUUGUGUUUCAUGUUCGGCUUCCUCUUAGCAAUCUUUGUUGUCUUGAUGAUAUUGUGCGCUGAGAUAGCAGUGGUCUUCUGCUAUCUGCAGUUGUGCAGUGAAGACUACAAUUGGUGGUGGAGAGCUUUCUUGAAUGGUGGCUCCCCUGCAUUCUACCUUUUUGUAUACUCAGUUUUCUUCCUGUUCACGAAGUGGGAGAUCAUAAUCCGGGUAUGUGGGAUUUGGUACGCAGGGUAUAUAUUUAUCGUGCUGUGUGCUGUCCUCGUGGUGACUGGCUCAGUCGGCUUCUAUGCCUGCUUAUGGUUUGUCAGGAUGAUCUAUUCAUCCGUUAAGAUUGAGUGAAGUGGAAUUAUGUUAUAUUUUACAAAAUGUGACUUUUACUUCUGUAAUUUUGAAUGUAAUAUACUUUACUUCUAGGAACUGCAAAUUGCCCAAAUAAAAUAUGAAAUUUAGUCAA